Molecule: messenger RNA, 2249 nt
Organism: Carya illinoinensis
Lineage: Eukaryota; Viridiplantae; Streptophyta; Magnoliopsida; Fagales; Juglandaceae
Exons: 3
Coding region: 276-1934 (552 amino acids)
Molecular function (GO): protein binding
Source: RefSeq, a predicted model, not a curated record
UUUGUCACCGAUCAAUCACUAUGAAGCUCGAGAAAGUGCCUGACACGUCUCUUUUUUCUUCGUAUCUCAUUCAUACAACGGGACUGAGAUAUAUUUGAUUUUCCAUAACGAAAGAUUCUCACUGGAAAUGAAGGCAGAGCCAAAAUCCCAGCAUCGUCAUCCUUUCUGAGCUAUCAAUCUUUCAUAUUCUGAUCCCGAGGAGGUGGAGGGAAAUAACAGGUGCUGGGAUUGUGACACUUGACAAUUGGAUGGCCUGACCUUUAUCUGUUUGAGAAAUGUACAAAUAUGGAAAAGCUUCUUUCCCCUCUUCUUUUACACAGCCUUGCCCGUGCUCUGACUUAUCAACCCCUAUUCCUUCUCUUCCUUCCUUAAUAACAGCACCUCUCUCUCUCUCUCUCUCUCUGAUCUACUCGUGGGUUCUCUGUUACUUCUUGAUCAGCGAAAUCAGGGCAGAUAUGGGAUUGAGGAUUGGCCAAAAUCCAACUACUUGGCAGCCUUUCCAGUUUGCAUCCCCUUUUCUAUUUUGUUAUGCCCCAAACUCAGCAGAGAAAAUUUACCCUUCCAUGUUGAAAACAUGUGGGGGAAGCAAUACAUUCCUGGCUUACCGAUUGGCUUACCAGCCCUCUCGUUCCCGGUCACGUUAUUGUAGAGAAAAUGGCAUAAGGCAAGCUUGUGGGGCGAAUUUUGAUGAACUCUCCGAUGAAGAAACGAUGAAACAGAUGCUAAAUCUUAGAGAUUAUGACGAGGAAAUUGACAAGAAAAAUGCUUGCACAGUAUCGGAAACCUCGGGAAAAACUAGGCACAUAGAAGGUGAAGAUAUCGUCAAGUUAUGGCACGUUGCAGCUUUGAAGCUUAAUGCUUUGGAGCCUUCUUUGCUGGGUAUCAAGCCUGAGCCACCGCAGUGGCCCGAGAGAGAUGAGGUUCUUCGCAUUAGCAUUCAAAGGAGAGUGAACAGAAUGGAAAUCCCCAUAUCGCUUCGCAUAAUCAAGAGGAAGCAGCAAUGGGACGAGAGUUUGAAAGAACCGGGCGACUCUACUUACUGUUCUAUAAAGAGGGCCUUCUCUUCAAUGGUAUUUAUAAUCAGAGAACUUCAGAGCUGCGCGCUACAAAUGAGGGAAAGUCUCUAUUCUGAAGAUUUGCGUGGGAUUGUUGAGAAGGUACAGAGAGAACUGAAUGUGUCAUUUGUUUGGGUCUUCCAACAAGUUCUUUCGCGGACUCCGACUCUUAUGGUUUACGUGAUGAUUCUUUUGGCUAAUUUCACGGCAUGUUCUAUGGCCCAUUACUUUGUGACUGCCGCUGCAGCACCGGCAGUAUCUCAUGGAACUAUCACAGAGAAUGAGAACAAGGAUCGACCUCAGUUUAAGCUCGAUCCUAUGGUAAUUAGGCCGAUUUCAAUUUCAUCUUCGAGUAUAGGUGCUGCUGCUGCUGGUCGCAGCGACAGAUUAAACCCUGCUGUUGAUGACACUGAGGGUGGGGAGGAGGUAAAUUUGUGGAAUUCAGUGGUGGAAGAAGCUUCAAGAAUGCAGGCAGAGAUGAGCGGGGAGGCCCUUGAUCAUAAAACGAAGCAACAUUUAGUGUCACCGGUAACUGUGGAGCUAGAACGAGAAGAUUAUGAGGAUUACUUUAGGAGAGAUCUCUUUUACCAGUUGGAGUUAUCCCGGGAGCCAAAUAAUACUCUUCUGCUGUCCAACCAUGCACAAUUCCUCCACCUGAUCGUUCAUGACAAUGACAGGGCAGAAGAGUGCCUUAAGCGUGCGUUGCUGGUAGAUCCUAUGGAUGCCGAAGGACUGUGUCGAUAUGCAGACUUUCUGUGGAUGUCAAGAAAGGACCUGUGGGGAGCAGAAGAGAAGUAUGAGCAAGCAAUGGCAGCUGAGCCAGGCAACCCUUAUUAUGCAUCCAAGUAUUCUAAUUUCCUUUGGAGCACUGGUGGUUAAGAUACUUACCUCCCACUUAAUACAUUUUACGAUGGCUACAAUAAAGUUUUGUGAUCGAGGAGAGGUAGUGUCAAAUUGUCAAUGGCAGAACGCCAUUAGAAUCUCAUUAUGCUAUCCAUAUAUUUUAGUUUAUUAUUCCUUAAUUUCUCAGUGCUGCCACGAAGUUUGGAAUAUACGUAUGUGUAUGUGACGCAUGUAUAUGGCCCAAAGGCUGUGGAGCAGAGAGAUAUUCUCAAGCCUUCUUGUUUCCAUGAAUUCCCCUUUGAUUACAGAAAUAACUUGCAGCGAAUCCACUUUCAAAGUAUGUUGCAAAGA